Messenger RNA from Blepharisma stoltei, 504 nucleotides. NCBI's taxonomy places the organism in Eukaryota, Ciliophora, Heterotrichea, Heterotrichida, Blepharismidae. The record is from the annotation of a GenBank genome assembly.
AUGGUCGAAGCAUUUGCAUGUGCAAGACUUCAAAACGAGUUCAGAGAACUAUCACAAAACGAAGACAUAGGAUUUUCAGUUGGGCUUAUUGACGAUAAUCUUUUCAAUUGGUCUGUUUGCUUUUCAGGACCUCAAGAUACUGCAUGGGAAGGUGGACUUUACAUGGCAACUUUACGAUUUCCCCCUCAAUAUCCAAACUCUCCUCCAGAAAUGAUUUUUAGGACUGAGAUGUGGCAUCCAAAUAUUUUCCCUGACGGGAGAGUUUGUAUAUCAAUUUUGCAUCCUCCAGGUGAAGAUCAAUUUAAUCAAUAUGAAAGUGCAUCAGAAAGAUGGAGGCCGAUACUGGGCGUUGAAGCUAUAUUAGUGUCUGUUAUUUCAAUGCUUAAUGAUCCUAAUCUUGAUAGCCCUGCAAAUAUCGAUGCAGCUGUGCAAUAUAGAAACGAUAAAUCAGGAUACUUAAGAAGAGUGAGAAGGUUAGCUCAGAAAUCUGUAGAAAGUCUUUAA